GUUAAAUGUACCCUGCGGCAUACGGAAUCUACAUGUGCUCUAAUGAUGAGAUUUUCAACAACGCGCCGGUUUCUCUAUAUUGCACUCCAAUAAGCCGUCGAUCGUUUCAUUGGAAGUGCGACCAUUUCUCGCAUGAUGGGUUAGAGCCGACUCCAAAAUGCCGCAAAGUUAUUAUUCCGGUUGCAACUUGUUGGUGGUUUUUGUGGUUUUGAACGGUGCUUGGUGUUUGGAUACCAAGGAAUUUCAAAAAACUUUACCUGCUCGACUGGUCUGGGGAGUACCUGGAAAAGACGCUGAGUUGCCCUGUGAUAUAACUCCAGCCCUACCGAACGAUAACGUUACAAUGAUUUUUUGGUUCAAAGAUAACCAGGGAAUGCCACUAUAUAGCUUGGAUGCACGUCACGGGCCUAUCAGCAAAGCUUCGCAUUUAGCUAUGAGCGAUGAUCUUGGAUCCCGGAGCUAUUUUAUUACAGAAGAUGAGUCCGGAAAAGCGAGGCUUCGUAUACAGAACGUCAACGUCAAUGACGAGGGACUUUUUAGAUGUAGAGUAGAUUUCGUUAAUUCACCUACCAGAAAUUAUCAAGUCAACCUAACUUUAGUGGCACAACCGUCAGCCCCGAGAGUAUUUGACGCUGAAGGACGUGAAAUUAAAAUCGGCCAUUCCGCAGGACCUUUUUUAGAAGAUCGUGAAUUGUUUUUGUCCUGUCAAGUAACCGGCGGCCGCCCUAAGCCGAGCCUCGUUUGGUGGUUCAACGGGACCAUUCUGGACAGCGUGAUAGACUCGAGCAGAGAUUCCUACACCACUGUAAAUCAACUUGUGAUAACCUCUACCCCGAGGUACCUAAAGGGGGCUCAGAUCAAAUGUAUAGCUUCUUCGUCUGAAGCCGCCGGUUAUAUUUCUAGAGAAAUACCGCUCACAGUAUUCCUAAAGCCGAAUAAAGUGAAGAUAGUGAGUCCGAACGAUCUGCUGUCCAUCAGCAAGUCGCAGAACAUAAGAUGCGAGACCUCGGGCUCUUAUCCACCUGCCAAACUAACUUGGCUACUUGAUGGAAGGGCCAUUAGGAACGCCGUUGUUACAGAGGAAGAAACGGAAAGUUUCACAGGAAGCAUUCUAUCGCUUAAUGUGGCACCAGACGACGACGGCAAGGAUCUCGUGUGUCGAGCAGACAAUCCAAGAUUUCCCGGGGGACACGCCGAGGAUCGGAGACAGAUACAUGUUGCUUAUCCUCCGAGAGUUUCUGUGGAGUUGGUCGGAACUCAGAAUCCCGUCAGAGAAACCACUGAUGUGACGUUAAGGUGUAAAACAUCAGCAACUCCUCCGGCGGAUAGUUACAGUUGGUAUCAUAAUAGUCAUUUAAUUCCGCACAACACAACAGCAGGAAUUCUUCCGGAAGGGGACAGGCUAUUUUUGAAGAACGUCAAAGAAAGUUUCGCAGGAUAUUACGCGUGUUCCGCCAAAAAUAUCGAAGGAGAAACGUACAGUUCGCCAAUGGAUCUUAUUGUUCAAUUCGAACCCCGUUGCAAAAAAGGAUACGAAGCGAUGCGAGUGGGAGCCUUGCCGUUGGAAACGUUGGCGGUUCAAUGUCACGUCGAUUCGGUGCCCGAAGUGUCCCGGUUUUCUUGGACUUACAACACCAGCAAGGGCGUUUUGCCGGUGCACGGCGGAAAGAUCGAAAGUCGGGGCGACGUGUCGAUUCUGAGGUUCACGCCGGGAUCCGACGACGUCGAAUCGUUGUCCUGUUGGGCGUCUAACAGCGUCGGGAGGCAACAGAGGCCUUGUCUGUUUUUUAUCACUCCGGCAGAGGCUCCAGAAUCGCCGAAAAGUUGCCUUGUUAGGAACGCGACGAACGGCGAGGGCUUGGAGGUGUCUUGUAUCGCAGGCAAAGACGGCGGCCUACAUCAGAGCUUCAUCUUGGAAGUUUUCGACGUAUCCGCUCCCGCCGAUCCCCAAGCAGGUGUUACCACCCUCAGCGAUCAAGGCGAUCUACCACCUCCAAAAUAUCGUGUUCUAGGAGAACGCCCGCUGUUUUAUCUACACAAUCUUCAGCCCGGCAAGGAUUACCAAGUAUCUGUGUAUGCCGAAAACGCUAAAGGAAAAAGCCACCCACCUGUGAUAUUACCUAAUGUUAGAAUAGACAAUCAAUUGACAUCUCUCUUCUUUAACAACGAAGAUGUUCCCUCUUCAAAUCCUGCUGCAGAAGCAUCUCCUUCAAGCGUAAAUCUCACAGUUAUCGUAGUGAGCUUGGCUGCAGCUGCAGUCGUUCUCAUAGUUAGCAUAAUAUCAGUGGCGGCGAUUCUAGCUUGUCGUAGGCCCGGCGUCGUUCGAAUGCGGCGAAGGAGCAGCAAACCACCGGAAGAAUUCGACCUUUCCGAAGCCGGUUUCGGCGAAGGGUUCCACAGAAGAAGCGCCCAAUACAGGGCGAGCAUGUACGGCGAAUGCGAAGAAAGGAUAUCCAGGAUGAUCGAAGGUACACAUUCGAAAGAUAAACGUUUAUUCUCGUAUUUAACGGCUCGCCCUCGAUUGCAGUAAAAGUUUAUUGUCGAAAUUGCUUCGGCGUGUAAUUUAAUUUGUCGAGAGGAGAAAAUCGCAUUCGAACCGACUCGAAUCGAUGGCGAGUCUAAUGAGUCUUUUCGGAAAAAAGCGGGCCGCAGAACCGGAGUCCAACCUCGUCAGAUAACGAGCAAAUUUUAAUCAAACAUCAAAUCUCGGUCCCCUCAAUUGAAAUCCCGCUCGAAGUUGCACGGAAUUACAAGCGGUAUGUAAGUGAACCAAGUAACCAACGGAAAGAGUUCGGUCACCAUACCAUGUGCCGGUAUCCGGUAUACACUAAAGUUUAAUAAAUUCAAUAAAUCGUACUAACAUAGGUACAAUUUACUAGUUGAAAGUAUCUUAUAAUCGACACUCAUAAUCGACACUACAAGUUGAUUGUUACGCUUGAAUUGUAAGCUUAUUUCAUUCAGGCAUGCGAAUUAGUUGCAACAACUAGACACGGAAAUAUUGUGGGCAGUCUUUUGGAUUUCACCGGAAGAUGCCGUCCUAGCGAGGUAUUGGGAAUUAACGGGAUACGAAGCUUCGCAAGCGAACUGGAUUCCAUUGAUAAGGUUUAAAGAUUUACUCUACACAUUCAGGGACGGGGAAAAAUACCUCUUUAAAGAUUUAUUCGAGGCCGGUUAUUUACAGUACCUACUGCCUUUAUGACUUGAACAGUUACAGUUUGUUAAUCAAUAUGUUUAUAGGAAAAAUUCGUUAGGAAAACUAAUGAAUAUUCAAAUUUAUGAAGAAUGGAAUAAUAUGGGUAUGGAUUUUUUUAAUGUUUAAUGAGAGGAAACUGAUUAAUUAUUCAUUAAGAAUUCGAUUCGAUCCGAUUCAAUAAAAGAUGAAAUGUUAAGAAUAAAGAAGCUAGCCAAUUGAUAUACUUAAUAAUUAUAACCCCAAUAUAUUGCCAAAUUUUCGUCUUUUAAAAUAACAUUAAAUAUUUACUUAGCAAAGUCACCUUAAGAGUCUUGUAAAUCCCAAAUUAAUUAUCCAAAACCAACUAAACAAUCUUUU
Messenger RNA from Phyllotreta striolata, 3550 nucleotides. The record is from the annotation of a GenBank genome assembly. NCBI's taxonomy places the organism in Eukaryota, Metazoa, Arthropoda, Insecta, Coleoptera, Chrysomelidae.